Recurvomyces mirabilis is the source of this 240-nucleotide messenger RNA. RefSeq lists its product as uncharacterized. The coding region runs from base 1 to 240 and encodes 79 amino acids. Lineage: Eukaryota; Fungi; Ascomycota; Dothideomycetes; Mycosphaerellales; Teratosphaeriaceae. The record is from RefSeq and is a predicted model, not a curated record. The transcript is spliced from 2 exons.
AUGGCGCUCUCCCACUAUGGCUUCCUCGGAAAUGUUCUUAAAGACAAGGCUCUUGAGAUUGGAGUGUGUGCGACUGCAUCCUCCGGCUUCUUCUUGUCGGGCUACGAUCAGGGUGUCAUGAGCGGCAUAAUCACGGAGCCCAAUUUCCGCCAGGUCUUCCCGCACAUGGAUCAGAAGAACAAGUCAGGCGCCAUCCAGGCACUAGUUGUGGUAUGGAUCUUGGAAAAGCAUCGCUUGUGA